AUGCCUCAAGUCAGCCAACCUGUCGUCAUGAGUAUUGAACUGUGCACACAAGUCAAUGGCCAGCAACGACCGAGGUUCUUCGUAGUACCGAACAUAGCAGGGGCAUCUUCGUCCACAGCUACUAGGGCAUCGAGUACUAGCACCAGCGCCGGUGCCAUUCCCAGCGUCGAGGUUCCCAGUGGCGGAGUGGAAGUGGAUAUGGGCAAUGGGCUAGGGACAUGGAAUAGCCUUCAACCUUUGGACAAUGGUGGUACGCUGCAAGUACGGACAUCGCUUGGCGCUACGACGGGAACAUGGAAUUUCCGAGUGGGAUUAUCUACUGGCUCUCCGCUUCAUUCCGUAUCGGACGAGACUACACUGUUUGGUGACUCAAGUAGCACAACCGCCGUCCUCUUCUCUCCGCCGAUCCCCAACACGGGCGUGGCCUUUACAGAGCCAACAUUUCCUCAAUACAACCUUCCUGAUGCCACCCCUUCUAUCCCUUCUCCGCCUCAAGAUAUCACAGCUAUCAACAACUCCCUCAUCAUUAUUCCAACCAAUCUGCUUUUGACUGCGGACAGUGCACAAAGAUCCGACUUGACAAGCUCUGCGUGUUUUCUUCAAACUUUAUCUAAUACUUCAUUCAGUGGUGACCCAUUCUUCAAGAUCAGUAGUACCCCUGUUCUUCGAAAUCAGGCAGAGGGUUGGCGGACUCAAUUCCUACUUGACGGGUUAGGACAGUCCACCAACUACACUAUUUAUACCCUUAGAACCUCGCAAAGCGAAUCCACCUUAUCGCAGCCGACCUAUAUUAAGACCAAAUCAACGGCUUUUCCUUGCACUCUAGUUCAUUCCCUACCAUUCUGCCCGUCCGUUUCAUGGACGGCGCCUCUUCCAUCCUUGGGGGAUAAUCCAUCCACCUAUGGCAAUAACAAUUUCCCACCUAAUCUUAGAGAUAUGAUCCUCAACUCGCUGGGGAAUUUUACAGCCUCACUCAAGACUUUUCCUUGUGGCCGAGAUCUCUAUUCGAUCGUGCAAACGUGUGCAAGUUGUGAGAGGGCCUAUCGAAACUGGGUAUGCUCUACAUUGAUCCCUCGCUGUGGGGAAGUGGACACUAGUACUAGUGCUGUGCCCAUCGAUCCACCUCCUGCUUUGGUACCACGAAAAGUUGGCACAUCAAAUACCACCAGCACUUUUGCACGACUAGAUCAAACAAUAUUUGGGACAACUGAUUCUACGGUGACGGAAUACACGGAGCUCCUUCCAUGCUUGGAAACAUGCCACUCUGUGGAUCGAGCCUGCCCACCUAUGCUCCAGUGGACAUGUCCUCGUAAGGGUAUCAGCGCUGAUAAGAGUUAUGGAGUGGGAUUUAUCGAUCGAGAGGGUGAUGAUGUGAGUGGUGGAGGAAAAGAAGGAGCUGGUACCACCGGCAAGAGUCAAGAUGGCUUUGGAAAUGUCUGGUGCAAUGGCAUCGUCUAA
Messenger RNA from Acaulospora colombiana, 1458 nucleotides. NCBI's taxonomy places the organism in Eukaryota, Fungi, Glomeromycota, Glomeromycetes, Diversisporales, Acaulosporaceae. The record is from the annotation of a GenBank genome assembly.